Pichia kudriavzevii is the source of this 1587-nucleotide messenger RNA. RefSeq lists its product as uncharacterized. The transcript has a single exon. NCBI's taxonomy places the organism in Eukaryota, Fungi, Ascomycota, Pichiomycetes, Pichiales, Pichiaceae. Bases 1 to 1587 code for a protein of 528 amino acids. Gene Ontology annotation, cellular component: cytosol. Gene Ontology annotation, biological process: GMP biosynthetic process. The record is from RefSeq and is a predicted model, not a curated record. Gene Ontology annotation, molecular function: GMP synthase (glutamine-hydrolyzing) activity; GMP synthase activity; ATP binding.
AUGUCAUCCGAAGAAGUUGCUCCUCCAGCUCACCAAAUCUAUGAUACCAUUUUGGUUUUGGAUUUCGGUUCACAGUACUCUCAUUUAAUUUUGAGAAGAUUAAGAGAAUUCAAUGUCUACGCUGAAAUGUUACCAUGUACUCAAAAGAUCGCAGAGUUGCCUUUCAAGCCAGUUGGUGUCAUUCUUUCUGGUGGCCCAUACUCCGUCUACGAGGAAGGUGCUCCACACGUUGACCCUGCUGUUUUCGAUCUUAAUGUUCCAGUUUUGGGUAUUUGUUAUGGUAUGCAAGAAUUGGCUUGGAUCAAUGGUAAAGGUGUUAGUAGAGGUACCAAGAGAGAAUACGGUCCUGCCUUUGUUCACGUCGUUGAUGAGGCAUGUGCUUUAUUUAAAGGUGUCAAUAACUCUCAAGUUUGGAUGUCCCAUAACGAUAAGCUAACUGCUUUACCAACUGGUUUCAAAACUGUCGCAACUACAGAUAACUCUCCCUAUGCAGGUAUUGCACAUGAAGAGAAGCCAAUUUACGCUCUCCAAUUCCACCCAGAAGUUACUCACUCUUUACAAGGUAAGAUCUUGUUGAGGAACUUUGCUCUUGACAUUUGUAAGGCAAAGACAAACUGGAAUAUGGAAAAUUUCAUUGACUCCGAAAUCAAGAGAAUUAGAGAACUCGUUGGACCAACUGCAGAAGUUAUCGGUGCAGUCUCUGGUGGUGUCGACUCUACAGUUGGUGCCAAGUUGAUGAAGGAAGCAAUUGGUGAUAGAUUCCACGCUAUCUAUGUUGAUAACGGUUUGAUGAGAAAGAACGAAACUGUUAAUGUCAAAAAAACUUUGGACGAAGGUUUAGGCAUCAACUUAACUGUUGUUGAUGCAGGUGAUGAGUUUUUGGGUAAAUUGAAGGGUGUCACUGAUCCAGAAAAGAAGAGAAAGAUCAUUGGUAACACAUUCAUUCACGUCUUUGAAAGAGUUGCAGCUGAGAUUAAACCAAACGACGGCUCUCAAAUUGAAUACUUAUUACAAGGUACCUUAUACCCAGAUGUCAUCGAAUCAAUUUCUUUCAAGGGACCAUCCCAAACUAUCAAGACACACCAUAAUGUCGGUGGUUUGUUGGAAGAUAUGAAAUUAAAGUUAAUUGAGCCUUUAAGAGAAUUGUUCAAAGAUGAAGUUAGAGAGUUAGGUAAGAUUAUGGGUAUUCCGGAUGAGUUGGUUUGGAGACAUCCAUUCCCAGGUCCUGGUAUUGGUAUCAGAGUGUUAGGUGAAGUCACCCCAGCUCAAGUUAAAAUUGCAAGAGAAGCGGAUUAUAUUUUCAUCGAAGAAAUCAGGGCUCAUGGUUUAUACAACAAAAUCUCACAAGCAUUUGCAGCUCUUCUUCCAGUUAAAUCCGUUGGUGUUGUUGGUGACCAGAGAACAUAUGAACAAGUUAUUGCUUUAAGAGCAAUCGAAACAACCGAUUUCAUGACUGCAGAUUGGUUCGUUUUUGAUGCUGCAUUCUUAAAGAAGGUCGCUUCUAGAAUUGUCAAUGAAGUCGAUGGUGUAGCUAGAGUUACCUAUGACAUUACCUCUAAGCCACCAGCUACUGUUGAAUGGGAAUAA